Messenger RNA from Pipistrellus nathusii (Nathusius's pipistrelle), 1044 nucleotides. The record is from the annotation of a GenBank genome assembly. NCBI's taxonomy places the organism in Eukaryota, Metazoa, Chordata, Mammalia, Chiroptera, Vespertilionidae.
AUGCGCUGCCGCAGACUGGCCCUGGGCCUGGGCUUCUGCCUGCUGGUGGGCACCGUCCUCUGCACUCUGUGGGCCUAUGCCGACAGCUGGCUGCCAUUCUCCUACAUCCCCUACUACCUUCCCUGCCCGGAGAUCUUCAACAUGAAGCUGCAGUUCCGGGGGGAGAAGCCGUUCCAGCCCGUGGCCCGGGCGCAGUAUCCUCAGCCGAAGCUGCUGGAGCAGAGGCCCACCGAGCUGCUGACGCUCACGCCCUGGCUGGCGCCCAUCGUGUCCGAGGGAACCUUCGACCCCGAGCUCCUGCGGCUCAUCUACCAGCCGCUGAACCUGACCGUCGGGCUCACCGUGUUCGCCGUGGGGAAGUACCUGGGCUUCGUGCAGCACUUCCUGGAGUCGGCCGAGCAGUUCUUCAUGCAGGGCUACCGGGUGAGCUACUACGUCUUCACCGACGCGCCCGCCGCGGUGCCCCGGGUGCCGCUGGGCCCGGGCCGCGUGCUCCGCGUCCUGCCCGUGCAGAGCCACGCCCGCUGGGAGGAGGUCUCCAUGCGCCGCAUGGAGGCCAUCAGCCGGCACAUCGCCCAGCGGGCGCACCGGGAGGUGGACUACCUCUUCUGCGUGGACGUGGACAUGGUGUUCCGGAACCCCUGGGGCCCCGAGACCCUGGGCGACCUGGUGGCCGCCAUCCACCCCGGCUACUACGCUGCGCCCCGCCGCCAGUUCCCCUACGAGCGCAGGCACGUCUCCACCGCCUUCGUGGCGGACGGCGAGGGGGACUUCUACUACGGCGGGGCCGUCUUCGGGGGCCGGGUGGACAGGGUGUACGAGUUCGCCCUGGGCUGCCACAUGGCCAUCCUGGCGGACAAGGCCAACGGCGUCAUGGCGGCCUGGCAGGAGGAGAGCCACCUGAACCGCCGCUUCAUCUCGCACAAGCCCACCAAGGUGCUGUCCCCCGAGUACAUCUGGGACGACAGGAAGCCCCGGCCCCCCGACCUGAAGCUCAUCCGCUUCUCCACGCUCGACAAGAACGCCCGCUGGCUGCGCAGCUGA